AUAAUAGAUUUAUUAAAUAAAAUAUAAUAUUUUACAUUUUAUGCCAUACAGUCCUAUAUCUACAUGCAGUUCAUAAAUAUUGUUAUAUAUGACGAUUUUAAAAGUGCUACAUUUAACAUAUUUUACAUAGAUUGGUGAUGACAGUGGAUUCCAUGGCAGCGGGAAUUUCAAAAUGGCGGCCGAUAGUAAACAAAAUGGAGUACUGUUGCACUUGUUUUUGUAGACCACUUUUUAUUUUCAUUAUUAAAAACGAUAAAUUUAAAUGUCAAAAGAUAUCUUGCACAAACUCGUUUUUAAAACAUAUUUUAUGUAAAAUGAAUGCAUAAAGCACUUAUUUACUCUUGUAUUAGUGGAUUUACGCUGGCCAACCGUUGAAUUGAACAAUCACACAAUGUGCAAGUUUUAACAUGUUUCAUAAUACAUUGGAUUGGAAGGGAAGAGUGCUCGAUCAAUGAACUGAAUAAUGAUCUUGAAUAAGUGCCAAAUUCCUUAUUUGUGUACAAAGUUAUAAAUACUUUAAGAAGAAUGACAACACUGUAUGAAUGUCUGAGAGAAGCAAGAUUGGACCAUUUUUACCCAGCAUUUAGAGCAAAUGGGAUCACCCGUUCAGAAACCCUUAUCACUUUGGGAAUGGCAGAGUUUUGUGCCUUGGGCAUAACAACUGCAGAAGACAAGAGGAGACUUGUGGAACUUAUAAAUAUAGUAAAAUCUGUUCACAGGACUAGUCACGCAAGCAGCCCAACUGUCCAGAGACAAACAAAUAGGUUUCGUCCUUCUAUAAAUGCAAGUCCUAGCUCUGCUUUAAUUGACGGCAGUCAAACUCCUGUCAGAGGAAGUAAUCAGACAAAGUCAAGAAAUAUUUCUAACAACAGAAGCUCAAACUACCUGGGUAUUUUAAAUACACCAGUGCGUUUAGAGCCAUCCAGAAAUGUUGUUGUUCAGGAUAGAAUUCCAAAUUUCUCAGUUUCGUCAUAUAUGGAUAUGCUGCAGUAUAUGAGUGACCAAUCAGAAAGUAGUGGAGAAGAGUCAGAUGUUGCAAAACCUUUUGUUCCAGUGGCCAAUAGAAAAACAUCAUCACCCUCCUUGGGAAGAAGCUCUGUGUCAAAAUGGCCUAAUGUGGAAAGAGUAAAACAUUCCAAAUCCAAAGGAUAUAAUUAUGGUGUGCAUAAAAUUAAUACGCCAACAAAAAGUAAGGCAAAAUCUGGAGCUCAGCGUCACACUGCUGAUGAAAAGAUAAAAGUUUGUGUUCGUAAAAGGCCUUUAACCAAAAGAGAGUUAAAAGCCAGAGAAGAGGAUAUAGUUAAUGUUGAAAGUACAAAUACUUUGGCAGUAAAUGAGCCAAAAUUGGCAGUUGAUUUAAAGGCCUAUACUUUACAGCAUGAGUUUAUGUUUGAUGAAGUAUUUGAUGAAACCUGCACAAAUGAAGAUGUCUACAUCAGAGCUGCUAGACCACUCAUAAAUUGUGUUUUCAAUGGAGGCACAGCCACGUGUUUUGCUUAUGGCCAAACUGGUGCAGGGAAAACCCACACAAUGCUUGGAAAUGUAAAUACCCCAGGACUUUACUUGCUAGCUGGGCAAGAUAUUUUUAACAUCAUCCAGUCAGAAAAAUAUGGCAAAGAUCUUCAUGUAUGGGUCAGCUUUUUUGAGAUUUAUUGUGGUCAGCUGUUUGAUUUGUUAAAUAAAAGAAAUAGGUUGCAUGCAAGAGAAGAUGGCAGUCACCAAGUUUGUAUUGCAGGACUAACUGAAACAGAGGCAACAUCAGUUACUUCCCUUGUACAGAUUUUAGAAUAUGGAAAUUCUGUGAGAAGUAAAGGAGCUACAGGUGUCAAUCCAGAUUCUUCCAGAUCUCAUGCUAUUUUACAACUGGAUAUAAGAAAUGGGGAAGAUAUCAAAAUAGGAAAAAUAUCAUUUAUUGACCUUGCUGGGAGUGAAAGAGCUUCUGAUGUUACAGAUACUGAUAAACAGACUCGAAUGGAGGGGGCCGAAAUAAAUCAAAGCUUGCUAGCACUGAAAGAGUGUAUAAGAUCUAUCGACCAAGAAAGUAGGCACACUCCAUUUAGACAGAGUAAAUUGACUCAUAUAUUAAAAGAUUCUUUUGUAGGUAACUCUCGAACAUGUAUGAUUGCCAACAUAUCACCUACACAGUCAUCAUGUGAAAAUACUAUCAAUACACUUCGUUAUGCAGACAGAGUGAAAGAGUUAAAAAGAGAAGGUGUUCGUUCCAGUUCAGUUGGACAAGCUAUGAACUUAUUAAUGAACAUUCCUCCCACUGCUCCUUCAGUAUUUCAUCCAUCAAACAUUCUUUCAACCUCAACACCACAAAGGCAGACAACACAUUCCAGACGAGACAGAAUGACUGACAUUGUAAUUGACCCAUCUGAAACACCAAUAAGAGGACACAAUAUGCCCAGGUGGACACCUGUCAAAGAUGGAUCUAAAAAUAGAAAUGUUACUUCACCAAGUCCCAACACAAUGAGUCGCCAUGAAAAAAGCACAUCAUCGGCACCAGUUGUUCCUCCGGGAUCAUCAGCCAGGUUUUCUACUCAUGCCACAGCUGCAUCCCAGGGUGCUUCGGCACCUCCACCAGAUGCUUCUCCAAGUGAAUCAGAUGUUACUGACACAGAUUCAUGCAAUGUCACCCAUCCCAUAAACAAUAAAUACUCUAGCUCUAAUAGACCUGUGGCAAAAUCAUCUGACACAGAAUUUGAAUUCCCUACUUCAGAUUUUAAUGACCUCAAUGACUUAAAUCGAACUGGUGAAAAUCAGGCAAUAUUGUCCCAGCCCCCACCUGCCACAGAAGACCAAGCAGUAUCUGCUGCAUCAGCGUCUAUGGAAACAGUAAUCUCUGGCAUUAUAAGGGCACCAGCAGUAAAGCCAGUGGUUUAUAAGUCAAUGGACCCAGGUGCAGAAAUUGUUGCAGAGAACUCUACUAACUCACCAGGUUACUUUCCUUUAGCUUCAAAUGUCUCACAAAAUUUUAUUCCUUCUUUAACAAAAGCAAUUAAGCUGAUAGAGCUUGAAGAAGCUGAGAGAGACUACAAAAAAUCUUUUAUUCAAGAACUAAUGAGAAGUAGUGAUGAUAGCAUUGAUGAUGAAGUCCUUCUUGCUGAAGAUACUAACUCUGAAAUACCUGAGUUACAAAAUCAAAAUGUUGCAUCCAUUACUCCAACAGUUGGCAUACGAAAUAACAAUGUUAUGAUUCCGUUACCAGCAGAAAGCAGUGAUCUAACUAAAUUUACACAGAGAAUCCCUUUUAAAGCAUUUGAGAUGAAACCUACAGGCUUAAAUGAUUUAACUAGCAAGCCCAUUUCUCUUAUACCUCAGCAGCAAGACAUACCUUUACCUAGCACACCCUUAUCUCUUACUAAUCACAAUAGGCCAGGAUCUGCUCAGAGCAAAUCUCCAGCACCAAAUACUGGCUCCACAGCAAUAGAUGCUACAAACAUUUUUACUCAGCAAGAGCAAAUACCAGUACGGCAGCUACCAAGGCCUAAAACGAAAACCCCUAAUUCUGAACCAAACAUCAUUCCUCCUUAUCCAGUUCAACAAAUCUCUAAGUCUCCUCAGAUGACUACAGUUGACUAUGAUAUGGAUCAAAGUCCUAGACUGCAGCAUCACAGUGAUCCAUCAGAGUUUCGAUUCAGAUCAACCAUAUCACAAUCUCCCACAGGGGAACACAGUGAUGACUCCACAGACAGCAUUCGGCAAUCUUUUUCAGAUCAAGGUCAAGGUGGUUACAGGCAUUUCAAGGACAGAGAAGUUGUUAAUAUGCGCAAAGAGAAAAGUGACCCGAUGUUGGCAUUGGAUAUGCAACGCAAGAAACAAACAUUGCCAGAUCCUCAGAAUUUUUCAAAAAUUUUAACAAGGAGUAAUACUCCAAAAUCUGUAAGGACUAAUAAAGAGGCUAGUCUGAAGGUGUCACAUAAUGAUAUAGUUUCAAUCAAACCUUCCCUUGUUGAAAAACAAGAGAGCAAUGAAAAUAAUAAGGGGGGCCAGUCAUCACACAUCAGCCCUAGAUCUGAGCAAACAAUUGACUUGGAAAAAGACAAUCUGAAAAAACAAGUUGAAGAUACCAGACCAAAAGGAAAGCAACUGCCACAAGUUCCAUUUCUGAGACAAGAUGUUCCAUCUAAAUCAAACUCAGUGAUUGUGACAGAAAAGCUUAUGGCUGGUGCAGUUUUCUCCCCUAUUCACCCUCAACCAGUGACCAACAUGGAAAAAAAGUUGCAUGCGGAUUCUAUAACAACACCAUCUGCUACUGUGCAAGGAAGUCCUGCACCAUCAACUGAAAACACAGCUGCUAACAGUGGGGGUGAACAUAGUCAAGCUCUUCAGGAUGAAAGAAUACGAUUAAUAACAUCGCAUGAAGACCAACUUGCUACAGUCACACAGCUAUGUAAAAAUGAGAUGCGUCUGCUACUAAAUGCAAAGAAAAUAUCAGGCAAAAGAGGUUUUGAUGAAUAUGUUCGACGUGUGGAUGACAUCUUGCAGCAGAAGAUGAACGUGAUUGCAUCACUCCAUGAAGAGAUCUCCCUGUAUAUCACAAACAACACACAAAGUCACUCUGUUCUGUCCUCUGUGGCUGUUUCUACUUCUUCUAUCAACAGUGCUUCAUCCAGUCAUGACAGUCAUUUACAAUUUGUCAGCACAAACAGAUAAAAAACCACUUCACAUUUCAUUCAGCUUUAAUCACUUUUAGUAAACGAUUGCUGCUUUGCAUUGCAUAGAACUAUUGUUUCAAAAAAUAAAAAAAAUUAAAUUAUUUUCAUUAUUUCAUCCAUGAUAAAUCAUACACAAAUCUCCCCCCUUCCCUAAAAACAAACAAACUGCACGGUCUGUGACAGAUAUAUCACCAUGAUGUAAAUAUUGAUCUGCUUUAGUUUGUCAUUGGAGAAUCUCUGUACAGAAACCAAUAAUGUUUUUACUGGCCCCUCCCCCCUUUAACUUUGUAUUUGUACGACAAUUCUUUAUCACAUUCUGAUGAUUCAUUGAAAUACUAAAGGUUGUGCUUAAUGGGACAGAUUGUAUUUUACAAAAUCAUGUUUUGAUCAGUUGGAAUCCAAAUUAUAAGAUAAAGCAUGUUUUUAAUGAGUCUUUUAAAAACUUUGAAGGGAUUAAAGUGGUUGUUAAAAUGUGUCUCCAGGCUAGUUUUUAUUGCCAUUAAUCUGUAUCCCAAGAUCUGUACAAGCAGUUGAGGUUAAAACAUUUUUAAUGCUCCCCAUUAGAAAGUUGAAUAUAUGCUUUAUACUAUCUGUGACUGUUUUACUGCUGUGGGCUUUUUUUUAAAUACUGUCCGUAGCUUUGCUUUAAAGAAAUGUGCAUUCACUGUAUAUAUAAACUAUGAAUACUGUCUGUAGCUUUGCUUUAAAGAAAUGUGCAUUCACUGUAUAUAUAAACUAUGAAUACUGUCUGUGGGCUUUGUUUUAAUACUGUCUGUAGCUUUGCUUUAAAGAAAUGUGCAUUCACUGUAUAUAUAAACUAUGAACAUUGGUCACAGUAAUUUGAACUUUUCAACAUGUUGGUAAUUCACACAGAAACUUGUGAGUAAAAUAAAUUAUUUAAAUUACUUGAAA
This is a messenger RNA of Biomphalaria glabrata, 5573 nucleotides long. RefSeq lists its product as uncharacterized. Lineage: Eukaryota; Metazoa; Mollusca; Gastropoda; Planorbidae. Bases 526 to 4659 code for a protein of 1377 amino acids. The transcript is spliced from 13 exons. Gene Ontology annotation, molecular function: ATP binding; microtubule binding; microtubule motor activity. Gene Ontology annotation, biological process: microtubule-based movement. The record is from RefSeq and is a predicted model, not a curated record.